UGCAUUAUUAACGUGUUAAUGAUGAUGGAAAUCUGUAAUAUUAAUGACUUAUCUGGCCUAAUAAAGGAAAAAGAGAAAGUUUAUACAUUUCGAAAACUUGAGAAAAAAGAUGCAUAAAAUAUUUUAGGUCUUAUGACUAAAUCAUUUUUGAGUGAUAAUGAAGGAUUUAAAAUUUUGUAAGCAACUGAAUAAGAUUUAAACACAGAUUAGUCUUUAUAAUUAUUGUAUAUAUAUAUUAAAAUUUAAACCUUAGCUCAUGGAUGGUUUAAGAGAAUCUAUCUUUUGGUGCAUUUCAUGAAGAUUAACUAAUUUCUGCAUGUUUAAGUUAUGAUUUAUCAUCAAAUAAUGAUCUACAUAUUGAGGGACCCGAACCUUCAUAAGUUAUGAUGGAAAUAACAGAUAUGAUAAUUAAAUUGCUUGAUUAAUAUGCUAAUACAAGUAAUCUAGGCAAAAAAGAAAUAGCUUAUUUGAGUCAUCUAGCUACAAAACCUGAUCACUUUUAGUAGCAUUUAGCUCUUUCAUGUGCUUAUUUAUCAGUUGAAGAAUGUAGAAAAUAAGGAUUUAAAUAAUUAAUAACUGGGGCUGGACAUGUUGGUACAUAGAAGACUAUUUCAAAAAUAUUCAAAAAAUUUGAUAAAAUCAAGGAGAUUAAUGAGCUCAAAGGAUAACCAACCUAUAUGGUUUCUUUGAUUGGUUAAUUAUAAUGA
Messenger RNA from Paramecium sonneborni, 707 nucleotides. Lineage: Eukaryota; Ciliophora; Oligohymenophorea; Peniculida; Parameciidae. The record is from the annotation of a GenBank genome assembly.